GAUCAAGAUGUGUAGUCGAGUCGAAGAGAGAGACUUUGUGACCGCCCAUCAUGAGAUGGCUCAUGUAGCCUACUUCAUGGCAUACAAAAACCGGCCACUCGUCGACAGGGAUAGUGCUAACCCUGCCAUUUAUGAAGCUAUUGGAGAUCUCAUAAAGUUGUCGGUGUUGACACCAGAACACCUAAAGAAACUAGAACUGAUCUCUGAGGUUCCAACAGACAGAG
This is a messenger RNA of Candidula unifasciata, 224 nucleotides long. The record is from the annotation of a GenBank genome assembly. Lineage: Eukaryota; Metazoa; Mollusca; Gastropoda; Stylommatophora; Geomitridae.